Messenger RNA from Strongylus vulgaris, 234 nucleotides. The record is from the annotation of a GenBank genome assembly. Lineage: Eukaryota; Metazoa; Nematoda; Chromadorea; Rhabditida; Strongylidae.
AUGAGCCACGAAGCGGCGAUUUGGCUAGAGUGCCUUUGGUGGAAGGAACUUACACACAUUCUUCCUAGACAAGGAGCCGCGAACGGCGACUUGGCUAGGGUGCCUUUCGUGGAGGAAGCUUACACAAUUCCUCCUAGACAAAAAGCCGCGAAGCUUGAUUUGGCUAGGGUGUCUUUCGUGGAGGAAACUUCACAUUCUCCUACACAAGAAGCCACGAAGCGGCGCUUUGGCUAG